Messenger RNA from Habropoda laboriosa, 918 nucleotides. It is a transcript of the gene aurB, whose product is annotated as aurora kinase B. Gene Ontology annotation, molecular function: protein kinase activity; ATP binding. The transcript has 6 exons. Gene Ontology annotation, cellular component: spindle pole centrosome; chromosome passenger complex; spindle midzone. The coding region runs from base 1 to 918 and encodes 305 amino acids. The record is from RefSeq and is a predicted model, not a curated record. Gene Ontology annotation, biological process: regulation of cytokinesis; mitotic spindle organization; protein phosphorylation. NCBI's taxonomy places the organism in Eukaryota, Metazoa, Arthropoda, Insecta, Hymenoptera, Apidae.
AUGGCUCACAUAGAAGGAUUUAGACUACCUUCCAAUGUUCCUUCUGAAUGUAAGGAAGUUGUUCUUAAUACUUUAUAUAAAAUGGAAGAACAUGUUAUAGGAAGAGGUCCAAGAUAUCAAUGGAGUUUAAAUGACUUCGAGAUUGGUGCACCUCUAGGCAGAGGUAAAUUUGGCCGUGUGUAUCUAGCUAGAGAAAAGACCACCGAAUAUAUGGUUGCGCUAAAAACUUUGUAUAAAGUGGAAUUAAUGAAAGGACGUGUAGAAAAACAAGUAAUGCGUGAAAUUGAAAUUCAAACACAUUUAAGGCAUCCCCAUAUACUUCAAAUGUUAACAUAUUUUCAUGACCCUAAACGUAUAUACCUUGUAUUAGAGUUUGCAGCUAGAGGAGAAUUAUAUAAAGAAUUAAUACGUCAACCCAAUAAAAGAUUUAAUGAACACUUGUCUGCUAAGUACACUUAUCAAGUAGCAGAUGCUUUGGAAUAUUGUCAUAGGAAUAAUGUAAUUCAUAGAGAUAUAAAGCCAGAAAAUUUAUUACUUACAUAUGAGGGUAAUGUAAAAUUAGCAGAUUUUGGUUGGUCUGUGCAUGCACCAUCAUCCAAAAGAAAUACAUUAUGUGGAACAUUAGAUUAUUUACCCCCAGAAAUGGUAACAGGACAAACUUAUGACAUAUAUGUAGAUCAUUGGUGUUUGGGUAUUCUUUGUUAUGAAUUUCUAGUGGGUAGUCCACCUUUUCUUAGUGAAACACAACAAGAAACUUAUAUAAAAAUAAAGUCAUUAAAUAUACAAUGGCCAGAACAAAUUACACCUGGAGCGAAAGAUCUUAUAUCAAAGUUAAUUAAACGGAAAAGCUCGGAAAGAAUUUCUAUGGCAGCUGUAAAGAGACAUUUUUGGAUUUUAAAGUACAAGGACGCCCACUGA